Pungitius pungitius (ninespine stickleback) is the source of this 3669-nucleotide messenger RNA. It is a transcript of the gene inavab, whose product is annotated as innate immunity activator b. Lineage: Eukaryota; Metazoa; Chordata; Actinopteri; Perciformes; Gasterosteidae. The coding region runs from base 317 to 2143 and encodes 608 amino acids. The record is from RefSeq and is a predicted model, not a curated record. The transcript is spliced from 10 exons. Gene Ontology annotation, biological process: positive regulation of protein ubiquitination; adherens junction maintenance.
GAGAAGUAACGUUACGUUAGUUAGACCAUCCAACUAAAGUUUCAUUCAGGGGCUAAAUCAUUAUUUAAUGUCUGUGUUGUAAUGUAUUCAGCAGUUUAGACCACAACGACUUAACAUGAGGACUUCGUGUUUGUUCCCUCUGCUAUUUUGUCAGUGUAAAUAUAAUUAGAGCUACAGCUCAAAUCUGGGACACCGAUGCAGCGCAGUUUGUAUGGAUGCAGAUGAGACACGAUGCUAGCUGGCUAACUAGCUACCUAAGGAAAUGGUGAGCGUCGACGUCCUCCACUGAAGAACAGCAACGAGUGGAUCCACGGACAUGGAGGGCAGCGGAGAGAUCAGUGACACGGACAGCGGCAUCAUCCUUCACUCAGGCUCUGACAGCCCAAUGACACACAUGAAGGAUGUUACCACGCACACACGGGCCAUGAAGCUCAAACACCAGGCUCUCCAGAACCGACUGGAGCUCUGCCUACUGGAGCUGAAGAAACUCUGCAUACGAGAAGCUGAGUUGACCGGCCAGCUGUCGGAUGAUUACCCUCUGCUGCCGGGAGAGAAGCCUCCGCAUAUUCGCAGACGCAUCGGAGCUGCGUUUAAACUGGACGUGCAAAGCUUCCCUCGAGGAGCCGAGGAGUCAGAUCUGAAUUUAGUGGAUGCCGAGUUGGCACUUCAGAUGAAGAUAUACGAGGCAGCGCGCAAGCUCUGCGAGGAGGAUCACCUGAGUAAGGCUGUGAAGAAGAGUCGGCUAAAGCAGUGCAAGAGAGAGGAGAAGAAAGUCAAACGGCUGCAAGAAACGGCAUUCCAGCUCCGACUGGAGCACGGUCGAUCCUCCCCUCUCCCUGCUUUCAAUAUUGCUCAACACGAUCUGGGUGCAUCUGAUGACAGCUCUCUGUCUGAUUCAUUAGUGCAAGAUGAAGAGGUGACAAGUCAGUCCUCCCAGCUGUCCUCUGGACUCCCCGACGCAGGAGAGAAGGAUCAACCCCAGCCUCCCAUGUCCUCACAAUCCUUCAUAGACGGCCCCUACGUGUCUCCAUCUGUGGCUCCACAGAGUCGGCCGCUGACCCCAAGCCAGUCUCCCCAUCCGGGUCCUGACUCUAUGCUGAGUUUAAACUCAAGCCGUGGAUGUGACCUUCCUCCCAUCCAGCACUCCCCGUGGACAGAGACCAGUCUCGACCAACCAUACCAGAAGAGCAGGAAGUCACGCUCCUCCAGCAAGACGAGCAGCCCUGCCCAAAGUGAAUUGUUACCACCGUUAGAGGCUUGCUUCGCUUCCCAUCUACGGCUGAGCCGCUCUCAGUCGAACAGCGUGCCUUCCACACCAGAGAUGCGAGUGCACAGACAACUCUCCCUCAGAAUAUCCAACCCUGAAUCUUCAUUUGAAAAAGACCGUGGUCGCAGCAGAGGUGCAAGGAGGCGACUGACGGAAUAUGCCAUAACUUUACCAGAGGCUCCUCCCCCCGCUGUCAACUAUGGAAACCCUGUUAGAGCUGAAGAUAGCAACUCUGAAAACUCGUUUACGUCUUACAACAGCUCGCCGCGUCGGGAGCGGCCCGGGGAUUUGGCCAAGCAGUAUCAGCCUGCACAGCCGCAUUCUGGUCCAGCCGGCAGCUAUGGACCUCAAGCCUUCGCACUCACUGGCUUUCACCAUAGUCCCAGGCACCAGCACAGCCCCAGGUUUCCAAAAACCUAUUACAACGAGGAAAUGGUCUUCCAAAACGAUCUGGCACGGAGCUAUUACACCCAGCAGGCACCCAGUCCUUCCAACAGAUAUGAGUAUUACUAUAAAGAGGCCGCCGUGCCCCACCACAGAGCACAGAGGCCUUUACCUGCUGAGGUCAGACUCUCCCCCUCCCCGGCUCAAUGGGACCAUCCACACUACCGCUCCAAUGACCUCCCAAAACAAGCAGUGAAUGAACAGCUUAAGUCAUGGCACCAGCGCAGUCAGCUUAAAUCCCCGAGGUCCCGCUCUCUAGACCGGCAGGGAGCAGUCCGAGUUAAAAGCAUGUCCACCCGGGAGGCGACCUUCCACCAAAAUCAGAAUUACCACGAACAGGUUAUCCAAAGAAGGGCUCUUCAAAGAGCUGCAGAUGACAGUCAAGGCCGCUGGGUUGUAGAUGAUGGCUCUCACUUUGUAAGUCAGCUGUAAACCAAAACCAAAAAACCUGGGACCGCAAUCCGAUCACUGGGAACUCAGAAGCUGCAACUGCGUUCAUUCCCAAUCAACCUAAGUGAAGUUGUGAGAUAAUCAAGUCAAAUUGACUCUUUACCCCUACAAACAUGACUCGUGUUUACCUGUAUUUGGGCAUAUGGAGGGAGAAUUUUAAAAAAGGGGACAUCUUUCAAUAUAAUGCAUUGGAGUACAACAAUAACCACGGCCACAAAGGUUACUUAAAUGUUGUACAUCUCUCUGACAGUCACAGCAAAGCAGUUUUAGUUGGAUUCCAACUAAAACUGCUUUGCUGGAUGUUGUUUAGUAUUAACUCUUGUGAAACAAUAAUCUAAGUGCUUGUUAGAAAUAUUUUUGGGCGGCUUUAUUAUGAACAAUUACAAUACAAUUACGAAUGGAACUGCUGUAGUUAAAAAAAACAAGUGAAAUAUCCAUCAAAAUUGCACAUCGUAGUUAGAUUGUGAGAAAUGUGAAUGGUUUUAAAGUAGUUUCUAUUGUUGAAGUUAAUAUCAAAUGAAUUAGGAUUUAUUUUAAAAUAGCUACAUGUUAAGUCGUAACCCAAACUGUGUUAGAUGCUUAAUAAUAAAAUGUAGAACAGCAUUAGAUGUGGCUUGAAAGCUAAAAACACAAUAAUGCAUAAUGUGGGGAUGUGGUAAGGACAGCGGUAUUAAGGACAUACAUUCAUUGUGAGGUAUUUCUAAAUGAGUAACCUGUUAUUUUGUCAACUACAUGUUGUGUGUAAUAUCGCCAUGAUUGUGUGACUAUGUAAAUGAACUUGAGCUGAUUGAAUUCAUGAUCCCAGUUUUGUCGUCGUGUAGUUUUGGAGGGCUCCACUUUGUCUUGUUUUAUACUUGUGUGUCAGCGGCACAGCCAGUUAACUUGAAUUACUAAUGGACUUAAUGAGCUAGUUGAAACUAGAUAUUAAUGAACUCAGAUGAGUAACAAAGUAGCAGUUUCAACUAAAUAUGAAUCUUGAUGCUUGGCAGCUAUUGAUUUGUUCACUUGAGAUGUCUAUGUCCUGAGCUUUAAAAUAAUUUGUAUCAGUUUGUGACGUGGCACCCUUCUUGUUGUUAGAACCAAUACAAUUUCAACAACAAGGUAAACUGCAUUCAAAACACUACCAAUAUGUGAUUUACAAUCAAGUCCCCAAUCAACUUUUUAUGGUAGAUCAUUUGAGAAUGAGAGCAAAUACCUGCUAUUGCUUGAACAGCCAAAUACUGACUGGUAUCUCAUUGAUCUAUUCAUGCAUUUAUUUAUUGUGAUGUGCACCAUUGGAUCCAUGCAAAGUCAGACUUGGAAAAAGAGAGGAAAUGGACCUAAGUAAAAAAAAACGCAGCAGUAAAAACUGGCUAGUGUAUAUAUUAAAGACCACAAUCAUGUUACCUUGUGUUUAUCUUUUUUACUGUUGUUAUUUAUCAUUUAAAUUAGUUUAAGUGGGCUUAAUAAUAAUAUGUGAUUCUGCUGUUGAUAAAUCUGAAAAUGUUAACCCUGUGGAAGAAAAUAAA